GUGUGAAUAAUAUGGAUGUUAAUGAGUGGGGGUUCUUCAAAUUAAAGGAGAAAGUAAUAGAAUUGGGAUAUGAGAAUUUAGAUGGUGUGAAGCUAUUAUUUAAUGGGUCAGAUGGAUUGAUAGAAUUACAAUCAGAUGUGGAAACAUUCAGUUUAGUGAAUGAGAUUGAGAUGUAUAAUGCAAUAGAGGUUUGGGUUGUUCUUGGUGAUUGGCAGAAUGAGGAGUCAAAAGAAGAUAAUGGGUGUGAAUAGGCAUCUGAUGAGGAUUCCGAUGAGGUAUAUUCCACUGAUAGUAAUGAUGCAGUGCUAGAUGAUAUUGAAUUUGAGAGGAAUGUAGAUCUAGGAGUAGAGUUUGCUGGCAUAGAAGAAAGUGAUCGGCAAGCCAAAUGUGUUAAAGCGAAGCAGAAUGUGAAUGUGGAAAUUAACUUCUCUGAUGAGGGAAGUGCAGUAGAAAGUGAUGAUGAGGGUAAUGAGCUAAAGUUGCCAGAGUUUAGGGCUAAAACAGAUAUGAAAUCACAAAAAUUUUGUCUUGUUGGUUUGACAUUUGGUUCAAAAGAAGAGUUUAGACAAGCUAUGGAUUUGGCAAUAGAAAGGAAUUACUGUUUGUAAAAAAAUGACAAAGUUAGAUGCGUUGUUGUUUGUGUAAGCAUAAUGACUGUCCUUGGAAAGUUACCCUUAGGAAAGAACAAGAAGCUUUAUCUUGGAGGAUCACUGCUAUAAAUGAUCACCAUGAUGGGUGUUGUUGGGCUCGCAACAAUUACAUGGUUAACUCAAGUAGAAUUGCUAAAAGAUGGAAGAAUGAAAUUGCAGGACAUAGUGGAUGGAAAACCAGGGAGUUUCUAGAGAAAGUGUCUACCAAGGAAGGUUUUCUCUUUCUAUGAGGCAAGCAUAUAGGGAAAUUAAGAAAGCAAGGGCUGUCAUUGAUGGGGAGGAGCAUGAAAACUUUAAUAAAUUAUGGAGUUAUUUCUUAGAGAUUCAAAGGACUAAUCUAGGGAGUAGAUGUCAUGUAAAUUUAAGUGAUUUGUUAUAUGAAGGAAGGCAAAGAUUUGUGAGAUUUUAUAUGUGUUGAAAGCAUGCAAACAAGGAUUUAAAUUUUGUAGGCCUAUCAUUGGAAUGGAUGGCUGCCACUUGAAGGGAAUAUAUGGGAGUCAGUUGUUGUUAGCAAUUGGGGUUGAUGGUUAUGACUCAGUGUUCCUUCUAGCUUAUGCUAUAGUUGAAGGUGAGACAAAGGAUUCUUGGAGCAGGUUUUUAAACUUUUUAAAAAGGGAUCUCUGUAUCACUCCAGCUGGUGAGUUGCAUCUCACAUUUAUCUCAGAUAAGCAAAAGGGCUUAAUCCCUGCAUUUGAGGAUGUUAUUCCUGGAGCUACUCAUAGAUUCUGUGUAAGACAUUUACAUGGAAAUAUGAAGCAAGCUGGAUUUACUGGAAAAGCUAUCAAGGAUGCUUUAUGGGAUGCUGCAAGGUCUACCAGUGUCAACACUUUCACUGCUGCCAUGAAAAAACUGCAUGAUAUUGAUGCUAAGGCAUAUGAGUGGCUUUGUGACAAACAACCAUCAGAGUGAUCUAGGUCUCAUUUCACCACUUUUGUUCAUUGUGAUAUUUUAGUUAACAACAUUUGUGAGUCAUAUAAUGCUGUAAUUUUAGAUGCUAGACAGCAGCCACUAAUUACUUGUCUUGAGACUUUGAGAAAAUUGAUAAUGUCUAGGUUGUUUGAGUGUAGGAAAUAAG
Messenger RNA from Ipomoea nil (Japanese morning glory), 1725 nucleotides. RefSeq lists its product as uncharacterized. Bases 1113 to 1559 code for a protein of 148 amino acids. The transcript is spliced from 2 exons. Gene Ontology annotation, molecular function: transposase activity; DNA binding. NCBI's taxonomy places the organism in Eukaryota, Viridiplantae, Streptophyta, Magnoliopsida, Solanales, Convolvulaceae. The record is from RefSeq and is a predicted model, not a curated record. Gene Ontology annotation, biological process: DNA transposition.